AUGUCUCCAAAGAAUUUAACAAGGGCUGUGAUCCCGGCCAUCGACUUAUAUUGCCGCAAAGCAAACUUCAAAACACUAAAAUUCCUGUCGAUGAUCCUUGGUAGUAAAAAGGAUUGGUAUGACAAUACAAAGGCGCCAGUAAGAAACUUUUUGGUCUCUCGAUGUGCUAUUUUCGAGCAAUUGAGGACUCAUCUGAUUGAUGAGGGAAAAGUCAGCCUAUUUGGUAUUUUUUUGACUAAUGAUUCGUUUUCGUUUUGCAAGAUGAUUGUUGAUGACAAGUUCAAUACUAGCCUGAUCAAUUGGCGAAAAAUAGCGUUCGAUUAUACAUUUGUGACUGAAAGAAGACAGCACAUUAGCUUGUUACCUACUGAUACACUUUUUGCGACUGAAAAAAUCAUAUCACUUCUUGGUGUAUCUCCUAACAUGGCAAAUCUUGUUUCCAUAGAAAGACAGCGUACGGCCCUGAUGGAUUUUAGUUGUAAAUUAAAACUAAAUAUCCUAGAACACUUAUUGUAUGCGAAGUGCCAAGGAGUGCAGGCAACUUCCACUGAUGAAAAAGCUCGACUGCUUGCAUCCAUAUGCAAUCCCGAAUUCAUAGAUUCCUUUUGGUGCGAAUUGACCCCCAUAAGAGCCUCGUUAAAGGAAAAUCCUUCCAUUUCUGUGCCUCAAGAAUACCAGAUCUACGAUCCAGUGAUACGUGCCACUAUAAAGGAGGUUGUCGCCAAACGGCUACUACGAUCUGCCUUCGAUAACGACAUCGACCCGCUGAUGCGUUUGCAUUUGGAUAAAGGUUGGAAGUUAAAAUUUCCCACUUUGUCCUCGACAAGCGACCUAAGUUUCUCCUUGAAGGAUUGUCUUUCCUUGGAUACAGGAAGAGAUACAAGUGACAUGACAGAGGUGUUCCUCUCUACUAUGGCGUCGAGUGAGACCCUUCGUACCUACAGUAACCUGGUUGACAUUGUAAUGAAGGACAACGGUAGAUUCAACUCAGACAUCCUAAAGCAAUUCAACGAUUAUGUCAAGCAAGAAAAGCUCAAUCUACAAAAUUUCCAGGCUGGCUCCUCAGAGUUCCUUAAAAACGUAAAUGUAUAA
Messenger RNA from Saccharomyces mikatae IFO 1815, 1092 nucleotides. RefSeq names its product Mrs1p (gene MRS1). Gene Ontology annotation, molecular function: crossed form four-way junction DNA binding; DNA endonuclease activity; Y-form DNA binding. Gene Ontology annotation, cellular component: mitochondrion. Lineage: Eukaryota; Fungi; Ascomycota; Saccharomycetes; Saccharomycetales; Saccharomycetaceae. The transcript has a single exon. The record is from RefSeq and is a predicted model, not a curated record. The coding region runs from base 1 to 1092 and encodes 363 amino acids.